This is a messenger RNA of Hyalella azteca, 546 nucleotides long. RefSeq names its product glycine-rich protein 23-like. Bases 1 to 546 code for a protein of 181 amino acids. NCBI's taxonomy places the organism in Eukaryota, Metazoa, Arthropoda, Malacostraca, Amphipoda, Hyalellidae. The transcript has a single exon. The record is from RefSeq and is a predicted model, not a curated record.
AUGGUUAAACAAACCAUGAGAUUCAUGGUGACUUCUGCUAUGGUUUGCAUUCUUUUGAGUGACUUCCUCACUGUGAGGGUGUUUGCUCUUCCCCGCGGCUCCCCCCAGAGCGCGUGGGACUCGGGACGUUUCCCCAGCUAUGGGGGAGGAACCCCGUCCACCCGCCAGCCAGUCCACACGAUCCACCCAGAAAACGUCCACCAGCACAACCACGUCCACCACGUCAAGAAGACUACCAGUGGAGGCAGAACUGGACUGACAGGCCUCAACCCGUUGCUGCUUGGGGGACUUGGAGGCUUAGGAGGAUUAGGAGUUUUGGGGUUGGGAGGCUUGGGAUUAGGAGGCUUGGGGUCCCUGGGACCUUUGCUCCAAUUGAGCCUUCUCGGUGGGCUAGGCAUUGGGGGACUGGGCUUAGGAGGACUGGGCUUAGGCCUAGGAGGGCUGGGUGGGCUCGGUGCUCUGGGAGGACUGGGUGGGCUUGGAGGGCUUGGUGGGCUUGGAGGGCUUGGUGCUCUGGGAGUUGCUGACAACGGAGGGGGAUGGUAG